UUUUUUUUACAAAUGCAUAGAAAGAAUGUAAAGUAUGCCAGGCUUCUCCGAUUUAUUGGAGAAAAAGAACAUAACGUAGGACUCCAAUCCAGAAAGUGGCGGUAGAGCGCCUAAAGUUAAGUGCCAGCUGCCAUAGAAGAAGAAGACGAAGAAGAAGAAGAAGAAGAAGAAGAAAAUGACCAUGAACAUGUCUCGCAGUGUUUUUUCCAGAGGUGUUUCUCUGUUUCAGCUCGGCAGGAAAGCGCCGCUGCUGUCCGCUCCUCGGUGUUACUCGCAGUCGGAACCGGAACCAGAACCGCUGACUCUGAAGCAGCAGAACCACGGAAUCAGGAGGAUCAUCUUAAACAACCCUAAGAAAAGGAACGCUCUGUCCUUAUCCAUGCUGGAAGCGCUCCGAGAGAACAUCCUGACCGGCGUUGACGGCGAAGAUCUGCGAGUCAUCAUCAUUUCAGCCAAAGGUCCGGUGUUCUCGUCAGGACACGACCUGAAGGAGCUGACGUCCGCCCGGGGCCGAGAGUACCACCAGAAGGUGUUCCAGACCUGCUCAGAGGUGAUGACUCUGAUACAGGACGUCCCGGUCCCAGUGAUCGCCAUGGUAGACGGCGUUGCCACCGCCGCCGGCUGCCAGCUGGUCGCCAGCUGUGACAUCGCCGUUGCCACGGAGAAGUCCACCUUUGCCACGCCGGGCGUCAACGUGGGUCUGUUCUGCUCCACGCCGGCGGUGGCCAUCGGCAGAGCGGUACCAAGAAAGCUUGCCAUGGAGAUGUUGCUGACAGGGACUCCCAUCUCAGCCCAUGAUGCUUUGCUGCACGGCCUGAUUAGUAAGGUGGUGCCAGAGGAGCGACUGGAGGAGGAGACGUUAGCCAUCGCCCAACGAGUGUGCCAGUCCAGCCGACCUGUUGUGGCCCUCGGCAAGGCUACUUUCCAAAGACAAAUGGCUCAAGGCAGAGAUGCAGCAUAUGCUACCGCCUCCAAGGUGAUGGUGGACAACCUGGCUCUCAGAGACGGGCAGGAGGGGAUCCGGGCCUUCCUGGAGAAACGCAAGCCUGUGUGGAGCCAUAAACCCGAAAAGGUCCACAACUGACCAACUCUAUUAUUGUGGAGUGAUUGGAUCAAAUCCUUUGUCACUAGCUGAACUAAACGGUGCUGCUAGUAAAGUAAAUUGGAAUAAUUUGCUGCAUGACAGAGAACUACGGUUGAAAUAAUUUCAGAAUUUUACCCAAAUGUUACCUCGGUUUGUUCAGACUAAGCUACAGAAUCACUGAGUGCCUUCAGAGCUGCAGGAACAACCCACUGUGGGUGAAUAUGCUGUAGGCUCAUCAUGUUCUUAAUCAUGCUCAUCCUGGUUUCUAAGUUUCCAGGGUUAGAGUUAUUUGAUUUAGGGAUAAAUUGAAAACAGCUAAAAUAUUAAAAAAGGUCUAGUCGCUGUAGAGUUCUGGUUAACUAUACCUUAGAUAUCUGUAAUAUAAUCUUCAGAAUAUUUCAUUUUUUGUUAUGAUGUUGAUGCAAAUUUACGGCAGCAGGUACCAAAAACUGCUUUGAUUUAAUCUGAAAUCUACUUUUGACACAGUUACACACCUUUUAAUUGAGUAAUUCUGCAGGAAAUUAUCCUGAAAAAAGAACAUCUGUUUCUUUAGAGAGUCUUUCUUGAUGCUGAGGGCUGAUGGCAGGAAGGAGCUCUAGAACUGUGUUACAGCGGAUUCCUCUUACUGAGGACACUGUCCUGGGAAGAAGAUGCUCGGGAUUCUCCGUUAUGGUUUUCAUUUUAUGAAACAUCCUUUGAGCUCUAGAGGUCUUAGAAUAGAAGCAGUCAACGGUAUAAUUUUUUAAAGCGUCAAAUGUUGCUGCAAACACUGAAGGACCUAAGGUUUGGUUCCUUGAGAAGUACAGUCUGCUCUGUCCCUUCUUGUAGACGGCAUCAUGGUAGCGUCUUCAGGCCAGUCUGUUGCAUUCUUCCAUUUCUUCCAUCAAGAAGGAUUUCAUGCUCCUCCUAAAAUCUACAUUAAUCUCCUUUGUUUGGUUCCUGUUAAAGACAAUUCUCCCAACACCAUGCCUUAAAGCGUUCUCCCUUUACUACUGAAUCUGAAUAUCCAACAUAAAACAUAUCUUGACCAAAGGAGGAACAAACAUUUCUUUAGCAAGUGUUUGAUGGGUCAAUAGUCAUUAUGUAUAUUUUCAACUUUGAGUAAAUUGGAGAAAACCCAUGAAUAGAUUGGAAGGACGUGUAAAACACUCAAAACAUAAACUGGAAGUUGUUUUGAUGAGUUUAUGAUGCCUAGACCAUUAUUCAGUCUUGAGCUUUUUCUUUUAUCUGAGCCACUAAUAUUAGAAUAAUACCAAAGGGUUAUGAUGGCUGUUGAGUGGUGUGAUGGUAAUCAGAGGCAUAAGCAGAACAAUAUUUGAUUUGACAGAUAUAACAUGCUUCUUCUUUAAAAAUGUUUAACAUAAUUGUAAUAUAUAUUUUUUUGAUACAACUGUUCAGAUUUGUAAAUUGCACUGUAAUCAGGAAUAAAAAUGUUGCAAAGAU
This is a messenger RNA of Fundulus heteroclitus (mummichog), 2527 nucleotides long. It is a transcript of the gene echdc3, whose product is annotated as enoyl CoA hydratase domain containing 3. The transcript has 6 exons. Lineage: Eukaryota; Metazoa; Chordata; Actinopteri; Cyprinodontiformes; Fundulidae. Gene Ontology annotation, cellular component: mitochondrion. The record is from RefSeq and is a predicted model, not a curated record. Gene Ontology annotation, molecular function: hydro-lyase activity. The coding region runs from base 176 to 1084 and encodes 302 amino acids.